AUUUCAAACGUUGACUUUGGCGUGUUAAAUACUUAAUGUAAAUUAGAACGAACGUGUCAAUACUAAAACGCGACUAAGAUUAUUAAUUGACAUAGUUAAAAUAUGAUUGCUAGUGGGUGGAAAUGGAUCUACAGAAUCGUUUUACUAAUCAAAAAUUGUCAAUAUUGAAGACAAUAGGCAAAGGAACUUACGGAAAUGUGUACUUGUGCGAGAAUCAUGAAAACCAUUUAUUAACUAUUGUAAAAGAUAUUCAACUGAACGUCAAAAUACAACAACAUGAACAGGACAUCGCAAACGAAGUUAGAAUUUUAUCUACUAUGAAACAUCCCAACAUCAUUAGUUUCUACCAGUGCUUCUACGCCGAAGAUUACGUAAUGAUAUCAAUGGAAUACGCAACUUGUGGAAAUUUAGCCGAGUUCAUGUACCUUCGGUGCCCGCAAGUCAUCAAACAAGAGGAAAUUCUGUUCUACUUUUGCCAAAUACUCUUAGGCGUAAGUUACAUUCACAAUUUGGACAUCAUUCACCGAGAUUUGAAAGCAGAAAAUAUCUUACUGACUGGAAAAUAUGGUAUAAUAGUUAAAAUAGGCGACUUUGGAAUUUCAAAAAUGUUAGCAAGUGCCAAGAAGACUUCAACAGUCAUCGGAACACCUUACUACUUGGCGCCGGAACUAUGCGAAGGUCAACCUUAUGACACGAAAAGCGACAUUUGGGCGCUCGGCUGUUUGCUUUACGAAAUGUGUACACAUAAACGUGCUUUUGAAUCGGAGACUCUCGUCGGUCUAGUCAAAGCAAUCACAAGUGGUAGCGUCCACCCUAUCGACUUGUUUUUAUACGACAGAGGGAUGCAAGACCUUAUUGAUUCGAUGCUGUCAAUAUUGCCAAACAAAAGGCCGACCAUCAAAGAAGUUAUGGGAAAAGAAAUCAUUUUACCCGUUAUUUACACGGUUUAUUUGGACGCGGGUGACGACGAUUUAUUGAUUUUGAAAGCUAAAGAAUUUAUGUGAUAGUUUAAUGUUAAGGACAAAAUGAAAAAUUAAUAUAUUAUAAAGUAAUUUUAUUUGAAAAAAGAACGUGGCAUAGUUAAUAUAAAAGAAUGAAUGUCUUUAAUCAACUUUCGCCAUGAUUGAAACUGUAUUGUAUCUGUUCUUUUGAAGACUUGUGUAGUAUCUGUCUUCUUAGCCAAGUUUAGUAGUUUCAAGUUUCCUUUCAGCUUAAAAUAUAAAAGUAUAGUAAAACUC
Molecule: messenger RNA, 1238 nt
Organism: Bombyx mori (domestic silkworm)
Lineage: Eukaryota; Metazoa; Arthropoda; Insecta; Lepidoptera; Bombycidae
Product: serine/threonine-protein kinase Nek8
Exons: 6
Coding region: 123-1004 (293 amino acids)
Biological process (GO): protein phosphorylation
Molecular function (GO): ATP binding; protein kinase activity
Source: RefSeq, a predicted model, not a curated record